UCAUAACCAUAGUCAAAUUUAAAUCAUCAGCAAUGAGAUUAAAAAUAUUAACCUUUCUCACAUUAAUCUGUUUAACAAGAAGCCAGCUUAGCUCAUCACAGUCAACAGAUGUCUUUCAAUUUACAAAUGAUAGUGUUGAUCCAAAAAUGGAGUUUCAAACUGAAAUGCAACGCUAUGAUGGCUGGUAUAAUAAUCUCGCCCAUCCAGCUUGGGGAUCGAUAGAAAGCCAAUUAACCCGUAAAGCUCCGUCUUCUUAUGCCGAUGGAGUUUACAUGAUGGCUGGUGAAGACCGUCCAAGUCCAAGAAGCCUAAGUCAAGCUGUAAUGAAAGGUGAAGAUGGGAUUCCCUCUGCACGUAAUUUAACCACAUUAUUUGCCUUCUUUGGACAAGUUGUUUCCUCUGAAAUUUUAAUGGCCAGUGAAUCUGGUUGUCCAAUUGAAAUGAGUAAAAUUAAAAUUGAAAGAUGUGAUGAAAUGUACGAUCGAGACUGUAAAGGUGGACGUUACAUGCCGUUCCAUAGAGCAAUGUACGACUCAAGAACCGGACAGUCACCAAAUCUACCUCGAGAACAAAUCAAUCUCGUCACAAGUUGGAUCGAUGGAAGUUUUGUGUAUUCAACUUCAGAGACAUGGUUAAACACCAUGAGAUCCUUUAAAAAUGGUUCACUUAAAAGUGACGAGUCCAACAUGUUUCCACCUCGUAAUAGGGAAAGAGCUCCUUUACAUAAUUCACCACCAGCUCACCAUAUUAAAAUGAUUUCACCAGAAAGAAUGUUUCUUCUGGGUGAUCCCCGAUCAAAUCAAAAUCCAGCCUUAUUGGCAUUUGGAUUAUUAUUUUUUCGUUGGCACAAUACAUUGGCUCAACGGAUUCAAGCUGAAUAUCCUCAUUGGUCGGAUGAAGAUAUUUUUCAAAGGGCCAGGCGCCUUGUAAUUGCUAGUCUUCAGAAUAUUAUUUUAUAUGAAUAUUUGCCAACCUUGUUGGGUUCAGAUGAACAAAUUGCUCCAUAUACUGGUUAUAAACCCGAUAUUCACCCGGGUGUUAGUCAUGCAUUCCAGUCAGCCGCAUUUCGUUUCGGCCACACAAUGAUUCCUCCUGGUCUUUAUCGAAGAGAUGCUCAAUGUAACUUCAUAAAAACUCGCCAUGGUCAUAAUGGUAUACGUUUGUGCUCCACUUGGUGGGGCUCUGAGGAAGUGAUACCAGAAACAGGAUUGGAAGAGUUAUUAAUGGGUCUUUCAUCUCAAAUUGCUGAACGAGAAGAUUCAAUUUUAUGUUCAGACGUCCGUGAUAAAUUGUUUGGCCCAUUGGAUUUUAGUCGACGUGAUUUAGCUGCUUUAAACAUAAUGAGAGGUCGAGAUAAUGGUCUACCUGAUUACAAUACAGUGCGGAAAGUAUUUGGUUUACCUAAAUUAAAUUGGACUGAAAUUAAUCCAGUCUUUUCAGCCAAUAAUCCUGAUGUAAUUAAACGAUUAUAUGAUCUUUAUAAUGGCGAUGUUGAUAAUAUUGAUCUUUAUGUUGGUGGAAUGUUGGAAACCAAUCCAACUGAAGGUAGACCAGGUCCAGUGUUUAGACGGAUAAUUAAGGAACAAUUUGAACGUAUUCGUGAUGCUGAUCGAUUUUGGUUUGAAAAUGAAGCUAAUGGCAUAUUUUCAAUUGAUGAGAUUGAAGAGAUUCGUAAAAUCAGGUUAUGGGAUAUACUGGUCAAUGCAACCGGAAUACCGGCAAAUGCGGUUCAAAAGGAGUUAUUCCGAUUCCAGGAGGGUGAUCCAUGUCCACAACCUGGACAAUUAAACAGCAGCCAAUUGGAACCCUGUAUUAUACUCAAAGGAUGGGAUUAUUUCCAUGGAAGUGAACUUCCAUACAUUUUUGUCAUCCUUCUUCUCAUCUUUAUACCAACAGUUGUUGCCCUUGUUGGUUAUGGAGUAAUCAAAUUACAAAAUCGUCGUCGCCGUCGAUUCAAAGCAAGACAAGAAAUGUCUGAUGGUAAAGAGUAUGACAAACUAUAUGUUCGUGAAUGGCUUCACCAGAAUCAUAAACGUUAUGUUAAAGUAAAGAUUGGUCCUGAUGAAUCAUUGUCUACGGUUAAUCGUAAAGGUGAAACAUUGCGUCGUAUUGAUUUCAUCAAUGUUAACUCACUGAUUGUUGAGGUAACCCAAGACUCGGCUAAACCAAUGGUUUUGAUCCGUUCAACUCGGGAUCAUGAUUUGGUUUUACAGUUUAAUAAUUUAAGUGAACGUAAACGUUUCUUAUCUAAAUUGGAAAGCUUCUUAUUGAAUCGUAAAAAGACUCUGGAAAUAAUUCAUACUUAUCGGGAUAUUAUGUUGGCCAAUGCUGAAACCAAAGAGAAACGUCAGAAACGUUUGGAGCACUUUUUCCGUGAAGCUUAUGCUUUAACCUUUGGCUUGAAGCCGGGUGAAAAGCGUAAACUAGAUUCAGUUUCAAAUGAUGUUAUCAUGGUUAUGAGAACUAGUUUGUCUAAAAAUGAAUUUGCUGAGGCAUUAGGAAUGAAAUCAGACUCAUUGUUUGUCAAGCAAAUGUUUAAUUGUGUUGAUAAAGAUAAAGAUGGUCGCAUAUCUUUUCAAGAAUUUCUUGAUACUGUUGUCCUCUUUUCACGGGGUAAAACAGAGGAUAAGGUACGCAUUAUAUUUGACAUGUGUGACCAUGAUGGUAAUGGGCUUAUCGACAAGGUGGAACUGACCAAAAUGAUGACUUCUCUUGUUGACAUCGCAAAAACCAAUUCACUUAGUGAACCUCAAGUUUUGGAAUUGAUUCAAGGCAUGUUUGCUGCAUCUGGAUUACAGGAUAAAGAAGAGUUAAAUUAUGAUGAUUUCAAGACAAUGAUGAAGGAGUAUAAAGGUGAUUUCAUUGCAAUUGGAUUAGAUUGUAAAGGUGCCAAACAAAAUUUUCUUGACACAUCUACCAACAUUGCUAGAAUGACCAGUUUCCAGAUAAGUUCACCUCCAGAAGCUGAUCCUUCUUGGGCCAAGAAAAAGUGGAACUCUUUGAUUACUUAUUUAGAAGAGAAUCGUCAACACAUCAUUUAUCUUAUCAUGUUUUACGUGAUUACGUUCACUUUGUUUUUUGAACGCUACUUUAGCUAUUCCUAUUUAACUGAACACACUGAUCUUCGCCAUAUCAUGGGAGCCGGAAUUGCCAUAACUAGAGGUUCUGCUGCUGCUUUAUCAUUCUGUUAUUCACUUUUAUUGUUGACCAUGUGUCGAAAUUUAAUCACAAAAGUUCGAGAAUACGCUAUACAACAAUAUAUACCAUUAGAUUCACAUGUUCAAUUUCAUAAACUUGUUGCCAUGACUGGACUUUUCUUUACCCUUGUCCAUACCAUUGGACAUUGUGUCAAUUUUUACCACAUUUCAACCCAGCCAUUGGAACAUUUAAGAUGUUUAACCAAGGAAAUGCAUUUCGACUCAGAUUCUAAGCCCAACUUUUCAUUCUGGAUCUUUGGUACUGUUACCGGUAUUACUGGUAUCAUUUUGUUUACCAUUGUCAUGAUCAUUUACAUCUUUGCCUAUCCAAAAAUUAGACAAAAGGCUUACAGUUACUUUUGGAUAACUCACAGUCUUUACAUCUUUCUUUAUGGACUAUCAUUAUUACAUGGACUUGCUAAAUUAACUGGAACACCAAGAUUCUGGGCAUUUUUCAUUAUACCAGCAGUUUUGUUUACCUUGGAUAAAAUAAUCAGCCUUCAAACUAAAUAUAUGGAACUCGAUAUUUUAGAGACUGAACUUUUACCAUCAGAUGUGACCAAAGUCAAAUUCAGUCGACCUCCCAACUUUAAAUACUUAUCAGGUCAAUGGGUCCGUCUUUGUUGUACCGCAUUCAAAUCAAACGAAUACCAUUCGUUGACUUUAACUUCUGCCCCUCAUGAAAAUUAUCUGUCAGUUCAUGUAAAAGCUCAUGGACCUUGGACCUGGAAGCUUCGAGGUUUCUUUGAUCCGUCAAAUUAUUCGCCCAAUGCACCAACACCUAAAAUAAAGUUAGAAGGUCCAUUUGGUGGAGGAAAUCAAGAUUGGUACAAACAUGAGAUUGCAAUUAUGGUUGGUGGUGGAAUAGGAGUUACUCCAUAUGCAUCCAUUCUCAACGACUUGGUCUUUGGUACUUCUACCAAUCGUUACAGUGGUGUUGCUUGUAAAAAGGUUUACUUCCUUUGGAUUUGUGCCUCACAUCGACAUUUUGAAUGGUUCAUCGAUGUUCUUCGUGAUGUUGAAUCGAAAGAUGUUACCAAUGUUCUUGAAGUGCACAUAUUUAUUACACAAUUUUUCCAUAAAUUUGAUCUUCGGACAACAAUGUUGUAUAUUUGUGAAAAUCAUUUCCAAAGAAUUUCAAACCGAAGUAUGUUUACUGGAUUAAAAGCAGUUAAUCACUUUGGUAGGCCUGAUAUGAAUGCUUUCCUUAAAUUCAUUCGCAAACAACAUGCAUAUGUCAGUAAAGUCGGAGUUUUCAGCUGUGGUCCGACAGCUUUAACCAAAACAAUCAGCAAAGCUUGCGAAGCAGUCAACAAACAACGAAAAUUACCAUACUUUUUACAUCAAUUUGAAAAUUUCUAGGCUUUUCUCAAUUUUUAACAAAAUUAUCAUUUUUUUACCUUUCAUAAUCAGCUGUCAUUACAAUAUUUAUUCAUAAUUAACUCUAUUUCUGAAGUUCUGUUGGUUUAAUUAUUAACAUUGAUAAUUAACUUCAGAGUCAAUGAAAUGUGACUGAUCGUGCCAUCAGUAAACUCAAUUUUUGCAUUCACUUA
Tetranychus urticae (two-spotted spider mite) is the source of this 4750-nucleotide messenger RNA. It is a transcript of the gene Duox, whose product is annotated as dual oxidase. Gene Ontology annotation, molecular function: peroxidase activity; heme binding; calcium ion binding. Gene Ontology annotation, biological process: response to oxidative stress. Lineage: Eukaryota; Metazoa; Arthropoda; Arachnida; Trombidiformes; Tetranychidae. The record is from RefSeq and is a predicted model, not a curated record.